AUAAAACCCACCUUUUUUCGUAAUACUGCAGUUCCGAUGAUUCACGAAGGUCAAAUGUGACAUAAGCCUGAUUGUAUUCUGAAAAGUGAAUGAAACACAUGUGGCAAAUACAAUACAUCCGUUAUUUAAAUUAAAAUUCUUAAAAAUUAUUACACAAAAAUGGGUGAUAGUGAACCGACAGUGAAUGGUGUUGAACCACCACAAAAAACCGCUAAGCAAUUGGAGAAAGAGGCAAAGAAACAGGCAAAAUUAGACAAAUUAAAGCAAAAAUUAGAGAAACAAAAUGUUACAGCAAAUACCACUAAAGAAAAACCUGAGAAAAAAGAAAAAAAGAAAGAAGUGAAAGAAGCUGCUGUAUACGACAUUCCUACAGCAGAUGGUGAUAAAAAAGAUAUUUCGUGUGCUAUGCCAGAUGCAUACAGUCCAAAAUAUGUAGAGGCUGCUUGGUAUAGUUGGUGGGAGAAACAAGGAUUUUUCAAACCUGAAUAUGGUAGAAAAUCAAUUUUAAAUCAAGAUAAAAAAUUUGUUAUGGUAAUACCACCACCGAAUGUAACCGGUUCUUUACAUUUGGGUCAUGCAUUAACAAAUGCCGUAGAAGAUUCACUUACAAGGUGGUACAGAAUGAAAGGAUAUAUGACAUUAUGGAAUCCAGGUUGUGAUCAUGCGGGGAUUGCAACACAAGUGGUAGUUGAAAAGAAAAUUUGGCGAGAAGAGAAACGUUCACGUCAUGAAAUAGGACGAGAAAAAUUCAUAGAAAAAAUUUGGGAAUGGAAAAAUGAGAAAGGAGAUCGAAUAUACCAUCAAUUGAAAAAACUCGGAUCAUCAUUUGAUUGGGAUCGUGCCUGUUUUACUAUGGAUCCAAAAUUAUGUCGUGCUGUAACUGAAGCAUUUGUACGAUUACACGAAGAAGGUUACAUUUAUCGUCACAAUCGAUUAGUAAAUUGGUCAUGUACGCUAAAAUCAGCAAUAUCUGACAUUGAAGUUGAUAAAGUUGAAUUAGAAGGCCGAACAUUUUUAUCCGUACCUGGAUACGACGAAAAAGUUGAAUUUGGUGUGUUAGUGUCAUUCGCUUAUAAAGUUGAUGGAUCCGAUGAAGAAUUAGUUGUUGCCACAACACGUGUUGAAACUAUGCUAGGAGAUACGGCUGUAGCCGUCCACCCUGAAGAUCCACGAUACAAACAUCUUCAUGGUAAAUUUGUUACGCAUCCGUUUUGUGAUCGUAAAUUACCAAUUGUGUGUGAUGAGUUUGUGGAUCGUGAAUUCGGUACUGGUGCUGUGAAAAUUACACCGGCACAUGAUCCAAACGAUUAUGAAGUGGGUAAUCGACAUAAUUUACCGUUUAUAACAAUAUUCGAUGAUAAUGGUUACAUAAUGGGUGAUUAUGGUGAAUUUACUGGAAUGAAACGUUUCGAUUGUCGUAAAGCAAUUAUAAAGGCGUUAAAAGAUAAAGGUUUAUAUAAGGAAACGAAGAAUAAUCCUAUGGUUGUGCCAGUGUGCAGUCGAUCCAAGGAUAUUGUUGAACCAUUGAUUAAACCACAAUGGUAUGUAAGGUGUGAUGAAAUGGCGGAAAAUGCUAUAAAAGCUGUACAAAAUGGUGAUUUAAAAAUUAUACCCGAACAGCAUACAAAAACAUGGUAUCGUUGGAUGGAGGGUAUACGAGAUUGGUGUGUUUCUCGUCAAUUAUGGUGGGGUCAUCGUAUUCCUGCAUAUUUUGUUACCAUUGACGAUCCCAAAAUACGCAAAGGAAAUGCAGAUACAGAUAACGAUUAUUGGGUAACAGGGCGCACAUUGGAUGAAGCAAAAGAAAAAGCAUCGAAAAAAUUCAAUGUACCAAUGGAAAAAAUAUCAUUACGCCAAGAUGAAGAUGUAUUGGAUACGUGGUUUUCAUCUGGACUAUUUCCAUUCUCAAUAUUUGGCUGGCCCGAUGAGACUGAUGAUUUACAAGCUUUUUAUCCAGGUGAAUUACUUGAAACUGGUCAUGAUAUUUUAUUCUUUUGGGUUGCAAGAAUGGUGUUCUUUGGACAAAAAUUAUUAGGUAAACUUCCGUUUAAGGAGGUUUACUUACAUCCAAUUGUACGUGACGCACAUGGUCGAAAAAUGAGUAAAUCAUUGGGUAACGUUAUUGAUCCAAUGGAUGUAAUCCAUGGUAUCGCAUUGGAAGAUUUGCAUAAACAAUUACAGGAUAGUAAUUUAGAUCCAAAAGAAAUUCAAAAAGCAAUUCAAGGACAAAAACAAGAUUUUCCUGAUGGUAUACCAGAAUGUGGUACGGAUGCAUUACGCUUUGCCUUAUGUUCGAUGACACAAGGCCGUGAUAUUAAUUUAAAUAUUUUACGAGUGCAAGGAUAUCGAUUCUUCUGUAAUAAAUUAUGGAAUGCAACUCGUUUUGCACUAACAUAUUUUGGCGAGGGAUUGGUAUUUGAUGAACCAAAUAGUACAUUGGCCGGCAAUGAAACACAAAUGGAUUUAUGGAUACUGAGUAAAUUGGCAAAUGCUGUGGAAACAUGUAAUAAUGGAUUUAAAAAUUAUGAUUUUCCAACAUUAACACAAGCGUGCUAUGAUUUUUGGUUGUAUCAUUUAUGUGAUUUCUAUUUGGAAUAUUUAAAACCCGUAUUCCAAACUGGAGACGCAGAAAAAAUAUCUACAGCACAAAAAGUGUUGUAUCGUUGUUUAGAUGUUGGUUUGCGUAUUUUAUCUCCAUUUAUGCCGUUUAUUACUGAAGAAUUAUAUCAACGAUUACCACGCUCAGAAAAUUAUAAAGCACAAGUACCAAGUAUUUGUGUGGCUGCGUAUCCAGAACUAGACGUAAAUCCAUUUAGGGAUGAGCAAAUUGAACAAAAAUUUGAAUUUAUUCAAAAAAUUAUUCAUUCGAUUCGAUCUGCACGUUCUGAUUACAAUAUUUUAAAUAAAAAUAAAACUGAAGCAUAUGUAUCGUGCUCUGAUUCAAACAUCACUAAAACAAUUGAACAAUUCACGGACGUGUUAUUAACAUUAUCAUCUUGCUCAAAAAUUGAAAUAAAUCAAACACCACCAAUUGGUUGUGCAAUUUUAACUAUAUCUGAUAAAUGUGAAGUACAUUUAUUAUUAAAAGGUUUAAUUGAUCCAGAAAAAGAAUUAUUGAAAUUGAAAAAGAAGCAAGAAUAUUUAGAAGCAACAAAAUCAAAAUUAAAUAAAUCAAUGUCUGCUGGUGAUUAUGAAGUAAAAGUUCCUGUUGAAGUGCGUGAAGCUGAGAAAAAGAAAUUAGAACAAACCGAUGGUGAAUUAGAACGAUUAAAUGCGGCUAUGAAAGCAUUACAAAUGAUGUCUUAAUGUUAAUUUAUAUUUAAAUUAAAUUAUUAUUUAUAUGCAUUAUUUAUUGCGGGCGUGUUUUUUUUUUAUGCUACGAAAAAAAUUAUACAUAUAUACUCAUUGAAGUAGUAGGGAAUUCAAUCAUUGAGUAGGGAGCAUGAGGUGGUUGGGAAAAGCCGCAUUUAAAAUAUUUGAGUCUGGCCUUUCUUUGUCUAGGGCAAACUUAUCCUUGCAUUCCACCUAUCAGCACUCAUAAAAUAUGAAAUAACAAAUUCACCCCGCAUAUAGUGGAUAUUUUUAACAAAUUUUAUUUAUUCAUUUAAUUAUUUUUUUUGUACUUGACACCAAAUAUAGAAAGCAGUAUUAUUUGAGGUUAAAUAAUACAAACUAGCUAAACUAAAACUAAGAAGUAAACUUUUUUCCAAAAUGUUUCCUUAAAUGAAGAGGCGGGUUAACGAAGCUACUGCCCCACAUCAACCAUAUACUGCCGAUCUUCUAGGAUAAUAAAUUUAUUAAAUUUUUAUGUUACUAGAAUUUUAAUUUAAUUUGUUUUACUAAUUUACUGUAGCCUUUAAAAUGGAAAAAGCCACUACUUACGGUGGCGUAGAAGUUAAUUUGCCUCUGAAUAUACGCAUAUACAAUGAAACGUUAAAUAUUUCAAAUUACAUAUGAUCCUUAUUGUCUACUUACAUAUAGUCUCCUAGGCAACACGUAAGUCAAACUUUUUUAAAUAUCUAUUGUGCUUUAAUAGAUACGAUUUUACUACGAGUGGUACUUCUCUACUAAUAGACGUGUCUAUCACUUUAUAGAUCAAAUUAACGAUUCAUUGUAUGCAAAUGGAAAAAUACCUGUUAAAACCAAUAAAGGAUAAUCAAAACCAUUUAAUUCAUUUU
Molecule: messenger RNA, 4178 nt
Organism: Chrysoperla carnea
Lineage: Eukaryota; Metazoa; Arthropoda; Insecta; Neuroptera; Chrysopidae
Gene: ValRS
Product: valine--tRNA ligase
Exons: 9
Coding region: 160-3306 (1048 amino acids)
Biological process (GO): valyl-tRNA aminoacylation
Cellular component (GO): cytosol
Molecular function (GO): ATP binding; valine-tRNA ligase activity; aminoacyl-tRNA deacylase activity
Source: RefSeq, a predicted model, not a curated record